Molecule: messenger RNA, 1185 nt
Organism: Camellia sinensis
Lineage: Eukaryota; Viridiplantae; Streptophyta; Magnoliopsida; Ericales; Theaceae
Product: Golgi SNAP receptor complex member 1-1
Biological process (GO): inter-Golgi cisterna vesicle-mediated transport; vesicle fusion; endoplasmic reticulum to Golgi vesicle-mediated transport
Cellular component (GO): Golgi membrane; SNARE complex; Golgi medial cisterna
Molecular function (GO): SNAP receptor activity
Source: RefSeq, a predicted model, not a curated record
AACUUCAAUUUCAAGACUCUCUCUCUCUCUCUCUCUUUUUCUCUCACACACCAAACGAGAAAAGGUCGCUCUCUCAGAUUCCUUCAAAACUCCCUGAUCGAUCGAUCGAUCUCGUUUGGUCUCUGCAAAUUCAAACCCAUUCAUUAGAAGAAGAAGACACCCAGUCUCUCUCUCUCUCUCUCUCUCUAAACAUGGAUCCUCCUGCUUCUUGGGACUCCCUUCGAAGACAGUAAUCAUCAUCAUAUCUGGAAUCAUAUGCAUGUAGGCAAGGAAGCUUGAGGCACAGUUGGACGAACAGAUGCAUUUGUAUCGUAAAUUAGUUUCCACAAAAGCUGAUGAUGGUAUAGAUAAAGAUCUUGAAUCAGGGAUAGAUAAACUGCUCCAACAACUUCAGCAAGUAAAUUCACAUAUGCAAGCUUGGGUGUCAUCAGGAGGCUCAGAAAUAUUUUCUCAUACAUUGACUCGUCAUCAAGAAAUUCUUCAAGACCUUACUCAGGAAUUUAAUCGGCUCCGCUCUAGUCUUCGAGCUAAGAAAGAGCAUGCUUCACUACUCGAGGAUUUCAGGGAGUUUGAUAGGACAAGACUAGAUCUGGAAGAUGGUGGUGGAUCUUAUGAACAGGCUCUCCUUAAGGAGCAUGCAUCCGUCAGCAGAAGUACAGGGCAGAUGGAUUCCGUGAUUUCUCAAGCACAAGAGACCCUUAGGACUCUUGUUUUUCAAAGAUCAACAUUUGGAGGCAUUGAUUUGAAGCUUAGCAAUGUCAGCAGCCGACUUCCAACGGUGAAUCAUAUCCUCUCAGCAAUAAAGAAGAAAAAGUCUAUGGAUACUAUCAUCCUUUCCUUAGUUGCUUCUGUCUGCACAUUUCUCAUUUUGAUUUAUUGGUUGACCAAAUAGGUCAACUCACGGAAAUUAAUUUUUCUACCACGUAUGACUAUGGGAAGUUGGUGAGCAGUUCCCUUGAUACAAAGUUGUGAAGAGCUUGUAAGAUGGAAAUUUUUUGUCUACUGUAUGUCUUGUUCCCAGGUAUAUAGAUGCUCUGGCAUUAAGAUCUGAAUAUUUUUUAUUCUAGUCUUGGUAGGUUUUAAAUAUGUUUGCUCUUUGAAACUGUGUUGUACUCUUCCUAUAUGAAUGAAGUUAUGUACCCUGAAAAACACAAAAAUGAUGAAAGUAAAUUUCUUGCACCUUAA